AACCAAGCCACAAACCCAGUUAAACAAUUCGAUCGCGGUUCUAUCAUUCUCUGAACCACAAAUUCAACUUCUUUGGAGCUUUUCUCACCGAAUUACGCUUCGAAAUCGGACCGAAUUUCGGCCAAUCGAUAUCGUUUCGGUCCGUACGAUCUGUAUCGGCCAGUAUUACCUCGUGUUCUCCAAUGAUUUGAUCGAAUUCUCAAAGGAUUUCGAAUUUUCGACGCAGUCUUCGUUUUGGGCGAAAAUUUUGAUUCGGUGGAGUCAUGGAUUUCGUGUUUGCAGAUAGCAGUGGAACAGAUGAUGACCUUCCUCCUUCACAUCAAAAUAGAUUUCAAAGAUCAGGCCGUGCUUCUGGAAAUGGAAGAUCUGCAGUUGUAGGUUCUGCUCCAUUACCUAGGAUGCAUGGCGAUAUGGAAACCCAGAUCCACCUCAUUGAGCAAGAAGCAUAUAGUUCAGUUCUUCGGGCCUUCAAAGCUCAAUCUGAUGCAAUCACCUGGGACAAGGAAAGUUUAAUUACAGAACUUAGAAAGGAGUUAAGAGUUUCAGAUGAGGAACAUAGAGAGCUUCUAUCCAGGGUUAAUGCCGAUGACAUCAUCCGGAGGAUAAGGGAAUGGAGGAAGGCAAGGGGGCUCCAACCUGGCAUGCACAGUGCUUCUCAGGCUGUUCAUGAUCCCAUACCUAGUCCUACAGUUUCAGCGUCACGCAAGAAACAGAAAACAUCACAAUCUGUAGCUUCCUUGUCCCUAGGAGCACCAUCUCCUGCAUUGCAUCCAUCUGUGCAACCAUCUUCAUCAGCCUUGAGACAAGGUCCUUCUCCAGGAUCAAGAAGCAAAAAGCCAAAAUCGUACCCUUCUGCAGGUCUUACAGGAAGGGCCCCAGUGUCUAAUUGGGGUUCUUCAGGUCUCUUUGCGACAAAGGAACCUGCUGAGGCUGCAACCCAGGAUCCACUAAUUGGUAGAAAAGUAUGGACAAGGUGGCCUGACGACAACCACUUCUAUGCAGCAGUUAUAACUGACUACAACCGUGUGGAGGGCCUACAUGCUCUGGUGUAUGAUAUUAAUACAACAGAUGAAACUUGGGAGUGGGUCAAUCUCAAAGAGAUAUCUCCUGAAGAUAUCAGGUGGGAUGGUGAGGAUUCUGGAGUAUCUCGUAAGAGUGGCCGCCCUGGACCAGGCCCAGGCCGAGGGGGUAAGAAAACCAUGGCACGUGGUGGUGCAGUUAUUGGUGCUGGAAGAGGUAGAGGAACACCAAAGGGUCAGUCGAAGAAAGAUUUCCCAUUAUCACAAAAUGGAAUUGGGAAGAAGGCAGUAGGUGAUAUUGAAAUAGUUCACACAGAUACUCUAAUCAAGGAGGUGGAAAAAGUUUUUGAUGCUAGUCAUCCUGAUCCAAUGGAAAUAGAGAAAGCUAAAAAAGCGCUGAAAGACCAUGAACAAGCACUGGUUGAUGCAAUUGCAAGGCUGGAAGAUGCAUCUGACGGUGAAAGUGAUCGAGAACAUCCAUUUUCACAGGGGCAAUUAAUGGACCAGGAACAAGGAUGGAGGAAACAGCAAUAUGAUGAAAUGGGUGAAGGUAGAGUAGUUGAGGGUUUAACUGGGGGUAAAAUGGUCAGAGAGGCUGGAGUUGCAUCCGAUGAUCCACCAGAUGUAGGCAAUGGCAUAUGAUUUAAGUUGUGGCUUGUGCGUGUGUGCCUGUAUUAUUUUGUGUUCUAAUUUACGACCAACUAAGUGUAAGUUAACUUGGCCUAUGGUCUCUUACUUAAAAAAUUAGGCUUGGUUUUAUUGUAAGUUUGACUAAGCUGGGAAAAUGUUGAUGUAAAAAAUAUACUUGUCCAUGUAAAAAUUAUUUAGAUAGUGCAUGCUAUUCUCAUGGUUCCCUCUC
Messenger RNA from Quercus robur (English oak), 1878 nucleotides. RefSeq names its product protein EMSY-LIKE 3. Bases 264 to 1661 code for a protein of 465 amino acids. The transcript has 10 exons. Gene Ontology annotation, biological process: defense response to fungus. Gene Ontology annotation, cellular component: nucleus. The record is from RefSeq and is a predicted model, not a curated record. Lineage: Eukaryota; Viridiplantae; Streptophyta; Magnoliopsida; Fagales; Fagaceae.